This is a messenger RNA of Hyaloscypha bicolor E, 1231 nucleotides long. RefSeq lists its product as uncharacterized. The record is from RefSeq and is a predicted model, not a curated record. Lineage: Eukaryota; Fungi; Ascomycota; Leotiomycetes; Helotiales; Hyaloscyphaceae. The transcript has a single exon. Bases 491 to 1120 code for a protein of 209 amino acids.
ACCCCAAACGUUGGCAGUGUGGCUUAAACGGGUGUGUGGCGAUUACAUGUGGUAUUAAACCAGAUCUAGCUCGUCUGUAUGUCUGACCGGGACCCGGGAAUCUGGUAACUGGACUGUAAGAACUAGGGACGAUGGUCGAGGCUGAAAGGUGAAGAAAGAUAGAUAGAUGAAGAUUGAUUGCACACAAAGUAAUGGGAUGAGGAAUUGGAUACGUAAAAGAAUUGGAAGGAGGGUGUGUCGGUCACUGGUAUUUGAAUUUUGCAGCCCCUCAGCGAAGGCGGAACGAAGACUGGAGCCGGGUCAAGGCUGGGGGCAGUGGAGGCACAUUCGGCAAACCGGUGCUGGCAAAGACGUCCACUGAAUUAAAAAAGCUUCACUUGGCCCGAACAGGACAAAACACAGACCAAAGGAGGCCAGGGCACGGGCGACCAGCAACGCUCUAUUGGCUCCUCCGCAAAAUUGGGUGGCUUCCAGAGCUUCUACGGCUUCCAUGCUCCACCGAGCAGUGGGAAGAGGGAAGGUCGGCGAAGUGACGUCCGGCGCCUGUUUCGGGCAGAGAAAUUUUCAUCGCUGCAUUGCCACGGGGAGGGGGGUGGUUGUGCUGGGUGUUUGGGUGUUUGGGUGUUUGGGUGUUGGGUGCUGGUGCUGGGUGCUCGGAGCUGGGGAGCUGGGGAGCUGGGAGUUGGGUGGUGUGGACAGUACAGUAGUGGGGUUGCACUGCUGGCCAGGGCCAGCGGCCAGCCAUGGUCUUGGAUCUCAGUCACUGGGCAAGGCCCCGCGAAGUGUAAAAACGGCGGACGGGUGCUGCAUCUGUGCAGGGCAAUCUCGUCGAUGCCACAAUGCCACAAAUGCCAACGACCGGGUCAGACAACACACAACCAUGCUCUCUCUGAUGCUGCAACGCAUCGCAUGGGCCAACGCCUGCGGCCAAUUCCGAUGUCACCUGCCCUCCGCGCAAAUUGGGCAUGGGCAAGGCAUGGGCAAGGCAUGGACUCAAUUGGAGCGUUGCGGUUUCGUGGCGGUCGUGGCGGGGAGGUGUGAAGUUGGUGUGCAGUUGUGUGGCAGAUGGCAGAUGCGGAGAGACUGCAUGGGAGGGAGAAAAGAGCCGGAUGGGGCUUGAUGCGUCUUGGCCAGCCUGCUCCUUGCGAGACGAUGGGAUCUCGACUCUCGAGCAGUGCGUGGCGCGUGGUGCGCACGCGCUCUCAGUGGUCCGCGUCCGCCCCCUCCCAGC